Molecule: messenger RNA, 3408 nt
Organism: Effrenium voratum
Lineage: Eukaryota; Dinophyceae; Suessiales; Symbiodiniaceae
Source: the annotation of a GenBank genome assembly
CCUCGGAAUCCCUUUCCAUUGCAAGGCAGGCGUUCUGCCUGGGUCCUUGGUCCUCGUCGAAGCUGCUGGGCUCCCAGAGGACGUGAGUCCACGCGGACUGCCAGACGAUGGCGCCCUUGGGGCUCGUGUGCGAGAUUCGGGGACGUUCUGGGGUCCGGGCGGCAGGGAACCGCUCGCGGGUGCAAAGACUUCGACGUGCAGAUCUUCUCGCAGCGCCGCGCUUUGGAGUUGCCUUUUUGUCACUUUUUGUUGGCCGCUUGCAGGUGGAUCCAAUUCGUGCUACUGGGGACUUUUUGGCUGGGCACCUGUGCGGAUUGGUGUCAACUCGGCCUUUGAGCAGUGUUUCAGGCUUUGUUUUGACAUCGAGGCAUACUGCCCCCUGAUCUUUGGCCUAGCGAGGCCCGUGUAUCUUUGGAAAUCGUGACCUCGUUGAGCCAGGCACUCCGAACUUUUGAGCUUGCGCCUCGAGCUCCACGUUCCGUGCCAUGAAACAACGUCCUUCCAUCAAGACGUCGCGGACGAGCGCACUCUGGGGCCUUGGCGAGGAUGUGGGUGAGCCAGUCUGACGGAUGGACGCUGCGAAGCCUUGCAAGGCUUGGCCCGACCGACCUUCAGGCCGCGAGUGAAAAGGAGGAGGAGCAUCCAAACCCGUGCGUUGGUGUUGCCAAAGAAGCCAGUCAAUCUUGUGUUUGCUCUGGAAACUUGGCUCGAGGGUACUCAUCAACACUGACACAACAACAGCUCGCAAGGUUGCCCGAUGGGUCUAGCGCCAGUGCUUGAGGAAUCGCAGGCCGCUCAAGCGCUUUUCGAAUAGCCAUGGCGAUGAUGCGGACCAGGACCAAAAGCCGAGGUAUGUGCCUCUGCCUUCUCGGGAUUGCAUUGGCGCUGCUCGUGCAGCCGAGCACGGACUUUGCUCGAGGAGUUCCUGGGCUGAAGGAGCAUGCAAAACGGCACCCGUUGCAUGCCGGAGUCGCUCGGCGCGCCGGGGCUGCGCAAGAGGACAACAGUGGCCAGGACCGGCUCGAUCUCGAGGAGGUGGUCGCAGAAGCCAAACGGGUUGUGGACAACGGCACGCUGAAAGACAUGCAAGUGGUCAUGCGAAGAGUGCAGCUGGUAGAUCCAGCAGGGAAGUGGAAGGUUUGGGUUAAUGAGCCCGAAUUGGAGAAGCAGCUACGGAAGUUUGUGGCAGAGGCCAAAGCAGCCAAAACGGCAUUGGAGGAGGACCUGCUCCUGGCGCGACAGCAGCGGAAGACGGGCCAGCGGCAGGUUGAGAGCGCCCAGCGGCAGGUUGAAAGCGCUCAGCGGCAGGUUGAGAGCGCCCAGCGGCAGGUUGAGAGCGCCCAGCGGCAGGUUGAGAGCGCCCAGCGGCAGGUUGAGAGCGCCCAGGAGCAGGAAGCGAUGGCGGUGAGGCGUCUCGCUCGAGCUGCCACCGUCUUGGAGACGGCGGAGGACUCGGGCAAUGCGACAAAGGUGCAGGAGGCCAAGGAGGAGGUGGAGAAGGCGGAGAGGAAGGUGGAGAGGGCGGAGAGGAAGGUGGAGAGGGCGAAGAAGGAGGUCCAGGAGGCGAAGAAGGAGGUGGAGAAGGCGAAGAAGGAGGUCAAGGAGGCGAAGGCAAGCGGCCGGACGAAGGAGUCCGAGGCGUCCGCCUCGAGUAGCCUCAAGUGGGUCGUGGACGCCAAGGACACGGCAUUUGCCAACGAGCUGCGCAUGGCUCAGCCGCUGACGGCUCUGGACUGCGCUGAUGAGAAUUUCACCGACGUAGAGUCCGCAGAAGAUGCCGGUAUCGAGAUCUUCCCGUUGAACGCCAGCUUGGAUCCGAAAGAAGCCAAGCCAUGGCUCUUCGUUCGAAAGCAGCAACGAGAGGUCUGGCAGGCGGCCUUCAAUGCGUCGCAGGAUGUGGUGGUGACCGGCUCGCCCGGCAUCGGCAAAUCCUUCUCCAUGUCCUUCUUGUUCCGCGACCUCAUGAAAGCAAAGAAGACCUUUGUCUUCGAAGCACGCAGGUGGAACAUGGUGUACUUGUUCAAGCCGCGCACCGACGGCACCUACGAGGUCGGCAGCAUGCAACUGGAAGACUGGAAACCGGCAGCGUGUGACGAGCUGAGAGUCCCUGCGAACUACUAUGUCAUCGACCCCGGCGAGGCUGAAAAGGGAGGCGUCUGCUUCGUAGCGGCCAAGACUGUCAUUUGCCCGUCACCGGAUCCGCAGCACCUUGGAGAGUUCAAGAAGCUCCCCAAAUGCAAACUGUACAUGGCAGCUUGCUCCUUGCAGGAGGCCCAGUGCAUAGUCAAGUACCUCCGCCCCAACUUCGACCAGAACCAGGUGGAAGAGCUCUACAGGCGAUUUGGUGGUAUUCUUCGACACCUGAUUGGCGACCCUAAGGAGGUGGAGAUGGCUCGCAAUGCAACCCUGUCGAACCAGAACUUGGUCAGGCAAGUUUGGACAUCGGGCAUCAUUGAUCAGGGACGUGAUUUGAAGCCUGCGCACUGGCUCUUCCAGAUAGUGCCGGAAAACGGUUGCACCAGCAGCAGGGUUGAGUUUGUUAGCGAAGAGGCACUCGACCUCACCAUUCACGAGUAUGAGGCGGAGCUGGCUGACCUUUUGACAUCGUUUGAUCCGCUUGCAAAGCCCGUCCUCGGAGUUCUCUACGAACGCUUCGCCCACCAAGUGCUCUGCCGGGGGACGUUGCUGCUGACGCGGCUGGCCAACGUCACCGUUCCCAUGUUCGAGAUGCAGCUUCCACCACUCGAUGAAGAGGUGGUGGACGGCAGCAUCGCCGAUCUUUUCACAGCUGCCACCACUGGGCAGCUACGAUACAUGCGGCCCAGAGAUGUGGGCCUGCCGGUCAUUGAUUCAUGCCUGGCUCCUGUUGAGGACGGCGUGAUGACAUGCUUCCAGAUCACCGUCAGCGCAAAACACUCCCUGGAUCUUGUCGCCUUGGAGAAUGCUGCACGGGGUCUUGACAUCGCCAAGAUUGUUAUUUACUGGGUCGUUCCCAGAGACAGCUUUCGAGAGUUCAACCGCAAGCAGACGUUCGGGCCUCAACUUGUAUUCGAGCAGCGCGUCCUUUCGCUCGCUGCUCCCCGCAAUCCCUUUACCGAGCAGGAGAUGCAAGAACGGUUGCAGAAGGCUGAGCUCUCUAAGCUUACCACAGGAGACGAGCAGCUCCUCAAGCAAGAGAUUGAUGACCUGAAGCUCCGGUACUUGGUUAUGAAAUCUUUCGAAGAACAAGAUGUCAAGGACAUAAUGAAUAAGGUGUUAAAAGAAGGGAAAAGAGCGAAAAACCAGGAUCCCGUGGCUCUGCGCGCAGCACGAGCUUGGGAUAAGAUUGUUGCCUGUAUGGCUUGGACAAAAAAGAGAGGCGAGUGCAAGGGCACAGUUGGCCGGUGGAUUUGCUUUCCACUGCUUUAG